This is a messenger RNA of Ochotona curzoniae (black-lipped pika), 501 nucleotides long. It is a transcript of the gene CPSF4L, whose product is annotated as cleavage and polyadenylation specific factor 4 like. The transcript has 5 exons. Gene Ontology annotation, molecular function: RNA binding; metal ion binding. The coding region runs from base 1 to 501 and encodes 166 amino acids. Gene Ontology annotation, cellular component: mRNA cleavage and polyadenylation specificity factor complex. The record is from RefSeq and is a predicted model, not a curated record. NCBI's taxonomy places the organism in Eukaryota, Metazoa, Chordata, Mammalia, Lagomorpha, Ochotonidae.
AUGCAGGAAGCCAUUGCUGGCUUGGAGCGAUUCACCUUCGCCUUCGAGAAGGAUGUGGAGCUACAGAGAGGCACGGGGCUUCAGCCCUUCGAGGGCAUGGACAAAUCGGGCUCAGCUGUAUGCAACUUCUUCACAAAAGGACUCUGUGGGAAAGGGAAGCUCUGCCCCUUCCGGCAUGAACGGGGGGAGAAGACGGUGGUGUGCAAGCAUUGGCUGCGGGGGCUGUGCAAGAAGGGUGACCACUGCAGGUUCCUGCACCACUACGACACCUCUAGGAUGCCUGAGUGCUACUUUUACUCCAAGUUCGGUGACUGCAGCAAGAAGGACUGUACCUUCCUGCACGUGAAGCCAGCUUCCAAGUCCUGGGACUGCCCUUGGUAUGACCAAGGCUUCUGCAAGGACGGCCCCCUGUGUAAAUACCGCCAUGUGCGCAAAACGAUGUGUCUCCGCUAUUUCUUUGGCUUCUGCCCUGAGGGGCCCAGGUGCCAGUUUGCCCAGUAA